Molecule: messenger RNA, 582 nt
Organism: Cryptococcus amylolentus CBS 6039
Lineage: Eukaryota; Fungi; Basidiomycota; Tremellomycetes; Tremellales; Cryptococcaceae
Exons: 3
Coding region: 1-582 (193 amino acids)
Source: RefSeq, a predicted model, not a curated record
AUGUUUCUGUUAGCUUGGGUCUCUCUCCUUUUCCUGCCGUUCAUUGCGGCCACCUCUGUAUCUACCAUCUACUGGCCCGUCUCCUACCCCGACCCCAACAACCCCUGGGUCAUCGGCGAGAAGAAUCCCCUUGCUUGGAAGACUGGAGGCGGCACUGGUGUGCAGUCAUUCGAUAUCCAACUGCACAAUGCCAACAAGACUGUCAUGACUGGCUUCUUGCCGAUCGCUCUGCGGGUACCGAUGAAGAAGGUCAACAAGGUGUACGGUGGAUCAAUCGAAGUGGAGCUUGAUAGCGGAGUGCCCACUGGAGACGACUUCUUCUUGGUCUUCAUGAACACCUACCACGGGCAGGUGUACGGCAAGGCAAGUCGCUCCCUUCAUUCCAAGAAAUUCUCCAUUGUCGACUCCACUCCUUCCAACUACACUGCCUCUGCCCUUCCUACCGGUACUGUCACCGCUACUCUCGACACUGUGCCGAACCCUACCCAGCAGUGGGCUAUCACGCUCGAUGGUAUCGAUGCGGACGCGACCUCGACCGCGUCUGCUACCAACUAUGCUGGUAACGCUGGCAGCGGGACAUAA